Messenger RNA from Kickxella alabastrina, 1424 nucleotides. RefSeq names its product mitochondrial carrier domain-containing protein. The record is from RefSeq and is a predicted model, not a curated record. Gene Ontology annotation, cellular component: mitochondrial inner membrane. Gene Ontology annotation, biological process: transmembrane transport. The coding region runs from base 290 to 1333 and encodes 347 amino acids. The transcript has 3 exons. NCBI's taxonomy places the organism in Eukaryota, Fungi, Kickxellomycota, Kickxellomycetes, Kickxellales, Kickxellaceae.
UUUCUCUUUUACUACAAGAUUUUCUGCAUUCAUUUUUUAUUUUUCAUUUAUCUUUGGCAGUAAAAUUAUUUUCUCUCGUUAAAUUGAACGUUCAAGUCUUGUCAUUUCCACAAAUUGAAUUUAUCUCUUGCAGCUCGUCACACACCACAACUUUAUUAAUCGACACAGUACGGCUGACGCGAGAUAUUGCGCGCACAGCCUCGUUAAAACACACACAUACAAAUAUAUAUAUAUAUACACAAGCGCUCAUUCACGGGUAACCAGGCAAACAAACGGCGACAACUAGCAGAUGCAACAAAAGCCAACGAAUGCAUCAGCAGCCAUUGCACUGGAUUCAUCGUCUAGUCCAGAAUUGGCGGCGACCAUAUCAACAACACAUGAUGCGUCCGAAAACGCAAAAUACGCGGCCAUGACAUCUAUUGCGGGUGGAAUAGCCGGAUGUACAGCAAAGACCGUGGUGGCGCCGCUGGACCGCGUGAAGAUUUUGUUUCAGACGCACAACUCUAAGUAUGUCAAAUAUGCGGGCACACAUUUUGGACUUUUCAAGGCCGGAAAGGCUAUAUAUCGGGAGUACGGGGUCCGCGGCCUGUUUCGGGGCCAUUCGGUGCAGCUCGCAAGAAUAUUUCCAUACGCAGCUGUCAAGUUCAUGACAUACGAGCAGCUCAAAAUGAUUCUCAGCAGAAGGAUACAAGACCAGCACUUGCGAAAUUUUUUGGCCGGAUCACUAUGCGGCAGCAUCAGCGUUGCGGUCACUUACCCUCUAGACAUGAUCCGUGUGCGUAUGGCGUACCUGACACCCACCAGCGGGAUGCCAGCCGAGCGUGUGCGCACCGUUGCACAGAUGAUAUACAAGGAGCCGGCAUACCGGUUCGGCAUACUGAACUUUUUCCGAGGCUUUCCGCUAUCGCUGAUGGGUAUCAUCCCUUAUGGCGGCGUAUCAUUUCUGACACAUGAAUACUUUGCAUCACUGGCGCGAGACAGGUUUGGCAGCAUUACCGCCAAGCCGCUUGACCAGCGGAAAAGCAGAGACCGGCGGCGCAAGAAGAACGAGCUCAAGGCAUGGGUCGAGCUCACAUCAGGCGGGUUGUCUGGCGUGAUUGCUCAGACAGUGUCGUACCCGUUUGAGCUGGUUAGGCGGCGGAUGCAAAUUGCCGGAGCGCAUGACCCGUCAAGCAGGGGCAGCGCGAUACCGAUAAUACGAGAGGUGUGGAAGACAGCGGGCGUGCGCGGAUUUUUUGUCGGGCUGACGAUCGGCUACGUCAAGGUUGUGCCGAUGUUCGCGGUGUCGUUCUACAUGUAUGAAAAGCUCAAGGCGCUCUUUGAUCUCGAGUGAAGAGCUGGCUUGUUGAGACCGGGCGAGCCGCAAAUAUAGAAUUGUGCAGCACGCAAUGAAAAAUUUUAUUAAUUAUAAAUAUAGAUGCUGG